Molecule: messenger RNA, 2611 nt
Organism: Patella vulgata (common limpet)
Lineage: Eukaryota; Metazoa; Mollusca; Gastropoda; Patellidae
Product: zinc finger protein 239-like
Exons: 2
Coding region: 54-1055 (333 amino acids)
Biological process (GO): regulation of transcription by RNA polymerase II
Molecular function (GO): RNA polymerase II cis-regulatory region sequence-specific DNA binding; DNA-binding transcription factor activity
Source: RefSeq, a predicted model, not a curated record
UGUUCUCUUCUGUCCAUGGGUUGACGAUAAGAACAUAAAAAUUCUUUUGUAAAAUGGAAACUAAAGAUGUUAACACAUUUCAUCAGUGUGUUGUAUGUGAUGAGAUUUUUCAACAAUAUGAUGAUUUACAAGUACAUAGUAAAAUACAUGUUAAAGAAGAGAAAACGGAUGAUGUAGAUGAAUAUUGUCAUGGUAAAGAAGAGAAAACUGAUGAUGUAGAUGGAUACUGUCAUGUACAGUUUAAAGAAGAGAAAACUGAAGAUUGUGAAACUGUUUAUCAGUGUAAUUUAUGUGAUGGGGAAUUUAAAUCUGAGUCUGAUUUAGAAAAACACUGUGAAAUACAUGUUAACUUAGAGGAGAUCGUAGAACAUACUAAAGAAAGACUUUAUAAAUGUGAUGUUUGUGGUAAAUCAUUUUGUUUUCUGGGUAGCCUUCGAAGGCACACACGAACUCAUACGGACGAGAAACCAUUUAAAUGUGAUAUUUGUGGUAAAUCAUUUAGUCGGAAAGGACUUAUUAAGAGCCACAAAAGAAUUCAUACAGGUGAAAAGCCUUAUAAGUGUGAUGUUUGUGGUAAAUCAUUAACACAGAGUGGAAGCCUACGGAUACACAUGAGAAUUCAUACUGGUGAAAAACGUUAUAAAUGUGAUGUUUGUAGUAAAUCAUUCACACAGAGUAGUAGUCUACAUUCACACAUGAAAGUUCAUGCAGAAGAAAAGCUUCAAACUUGUGAUGUUUGUGGCAAAUCAUUUAGUGAUCGCGGAACCCUUCACAGACACAUGAGAAUUCAUACCGGAGCGAAACCUUAUAAAUGUGAUGUUUGUAGUAAAUUAUUCCGUUUUCAGGGUAGCCUUCGCAGACACAUAAAAAUUCAUACUGGUGAAAAACCUUAUAACUGUGAUGUUUGUGGUAAAGCUUUUAGCUCUAGUGGUGAUGUACGGAAACACAUGAUAACUCAUUCUAGAGAAAAACGCUAUAAAUGUAAUGUUUGUGGUAAAUCAUUUACACAGAAUAGUAGUCUAAAAUACCACAUGAGAAAUCAUACUGGCGAAUAACCAUAGAAAUGUGAUGUUUGUGGUAAAUCACAUAAUCAGAAACCUAGUUUUGUUCUACACUCGAGACGUUCAAAUUUACCCAAAAUUCACAAAGACACAUCAAAAUUCACUAAAAAAAAACCUGCUCAAUAUUAAAAAUUGAUAAAUUGUGUUUAUGUAUCUUUGACUAGUCUCUGUCUACGGUUGUAUGCCAUCUGACCUGCCAUGUUUUUAUUUUGCAAAAUUCAAAUAUUUUUCAUAUAUACGGUAUUUAUAUCAGUAUAACCAUAAAACUGCACUACUUUGUUUCACGGUUAACGAUGAAAAGAUAAAAGGUAUGCGGGUACAAACUGAUUUCAACACUGGUUUAGUAACAUUUUAAAGAACUUUUUGUCUGUCGUUUGUAUGUCAUUGUAUAAAGAUGGACAGUUUAGUAUAUUUAUACAUAUUUACAUACAUGUAGUAACACUGUGGUUUUAAUUGGCUAUAGUUACCAUUGUCUAUGGUUACAUAGUAUAUCAUUAACUAAUAGAAAACAUGUACACGCAUGUGUUAAUCUGUAGUAUAUGGGUUCAAUUUAGGAUAGAAUUAAGAAAAUUGAUGAAGUUAAUGGCCAAUUGUUACUUAUUGUCUAGAAAGUCGAGGAGCGUAUUUUUUAAUUAGAUGGUUUCCAUUAAUUUUCUUUUUGUGAUGUCAUCGGCUUUCAUUUUAUUAAAAAGGAAAAUUUGAAAUUUUAUUUGUAGGCGUUGUGCACAUCUAAAAAUAUGUCUAUUUACAAAUAAGGGCCCAUUUUCAAUAUUACAAUCCUGUCAUUGGUUGCAUACUCUAUCCUGUAGAUGUUUGUCUGUCACCCCAAUGUAAAAAUUUUGACAACCCUUUCAAGUCAAGACAUAUAUAUGUAUGAGAAUUUUUGUGUCACAAUUGACACUAAGAGUAAAGUUAUGAAAGUUAUAUUUGUUAUUUUGCGGAAGAUGGUCGCAACAUUUAUAUCGAAGAUCCGGGCAAUUACACACACAAAAAAACGAUCCUUGUGAUAGAUGAAUUGAAUUUUGCUUUGGUUAGGAGGCUUACAGAUUAGUUGGCUGUUUUUGUGAUUAAAUAAUUGAACACUAUCAAAUUUCGCUCUGAGAUUGUUGAUUGAUGCUUGGGGGUUUGAUGGCCGAAUGGUUAGCACGUGCAUGCUGUAUCAUAAGGCCUGUCAUUGAGUAAACUGGCGUGGUUUCAAAUCCCUGGUUGUAAGUGACAAGGAGUAGGGUCGCCUGUCCAACCUCGUGGGUUUUCUCCGGGUCCUUCGGUUUCCUGCCACUGCUAAAGACCCCUACGCGCAAGUGAAUUAUUGAAAUAAAUUUGAACCAUGUGUUAGUCCCGAAAUGACCUAGUUUGUGUUGAGUGGCCGUUAAAACCCAUCUCUCUCUCUCUCUCUCUCUCGCUCUGUUGGUUGAUGCCCUGGUCUCGUGCAUUGUUUUAAAGAUGUUGGGGGUUAUGAGUAGCGACAAUAAUGUUAUAUGUCAUUAAAUGUAACAGAAGAAAUUCUACUGUCAUUCUUAAAUUCAUUUUAAUAAAUUAAUAAAACACAU